AUGGCUGGCAAAGGAAUGUCUCCUGUCUUCGACGGUCUGCGCCUGGCGCUGCUGUCCUGGGGGCGAGGACACGGCCCGGCUCUGCGCCGGCCACCCCGGGCCCAGCCGGGCUGUAUGGAGACCGGCGAGCUGUACCGGAGCGAGGAGGCAGAGCUGGAUCCGAGCAAGCGGAGGAGCCCCUGCGCGGGCAGCGAAGCCCCCGACGAGGAGGAGGACGAGGAGGAAGAGGACGAGGAGGAAGAGGAGCUGUGCAGCGAGGAGAGCAGCAGCCACAGCGAGGGGGGCGCCCUCGAGGCGGGAGGCGGCGGAAGCCUCGCAGCGGACGACCUCGGGGCUCACCCGCCGCCCCCGCCGCCUCAGCAGCCCGGAGGCGCCUCCGGAGGGCAGCCGCCGCAGCCUCAGGCCAAGGCGCAGGGCCAGCAAGCAGCGUCGGCGGCGUCCGCGCCGUCGGGCAAAGCCAAGCGCAAGCGCCCGGGCUCGGAUUCCAAGUCGGGCAAGCCCCGCAGGGCGCGGACAGCGUUCACUUACGAGCAGUUGGUGGCUCUGGAGAACAAGUUCAAGGCCACGCGUUACCUGUCGGUGUGCGAGCGCCUCAACUUGGCGCUGUCCCUCAGCCUCACCGAGACGCAGGUCAAGAUCUGGUUCCAGAACCGGCGCACCAAGUGGAAGAAACAGAACCCCGGCGCAGACACCAGCGCCCCGACGGGCGGCGGCGGCGGCGUGGGGGGCGGAGGUGGAGGCCUGCCCGGCGCGCUCAGCCCGCUCAGCCAUUCGCCCCCCAUGGGGGGCCACGGCCUGGCCAUGCACGGCCCGCCGGGCGCCUACGGCAGCCACCCUGCCAGCGGGCUUGUGUGCGCAGCCCAGCUGCCCUUCCUGCCCAGCCCUGCCGUCCUCUCGCCCUUCGUGCUGGGCUCGCAAACCUACGGUGCGCCUGCCUUCUACACGCCGCACCUCUGAGGGACCGACGG
Molecule: messenger RNA, 968 nt
Organism: Lacerta agilis (Sand lizard)
Lineage: Eukaryota; Metazoa; Chordata; Lepidosauria; Squamata; Lacertidae
Gene: NKX1-1
Product: NK1 homeobox 1
Exons: 2
Coding region: 1-957 (318 amino acids)
Biological process (GO): cell differentiation; regulation of transcription by RNA polymerase II
Cellular component (GO): nucleus
Molecular function (GO): DNA-binding transcription factor activity, RNA polymerase II-specific; RNA polymerase II cis-regulatory region sequence-specific DNA binding
Source: RefSeq, a predicted model, not a curated record